Bufo gargarizans (Asiatic toad) is the source of this 4572-nucleotide messenger RNA. Its product is annotated as kelch-like protein 21. Gene Ontology annotation, molecular function: protein binding. Lineage: Eukaryota; Metazoa; Chordata; Amphibia; Anura; Bufonidae. Bases 144 to 1994 code for a protein of 616 amino acids. The transcript has 5 exons. The record is from RefSeq and is a predicted model, not a curated record. Gene Ontology annotation, biological process: protein ubiquitination.
AAUGACAAAGCCACCCUUGUACUGUAAUGUGAGCAGCUGUGGAGCAGAGACGGCAGCCACUCUGUGCGCAGUAUCCGGGCAGAGGCUGGCACUCCAGAGGUACUCUUCACAUUGUGUUACCCACAGAUGAUCCGGCGCUGACUAUGGACAAAGCGCUCCUCUCCUCCUCCUCACCUCCGGGUUCCCCGGGCUCGGCCGAGUCCUCCCUUCCUUUCUUCGACUCCUCUCACGCCCUGCAUCUUCUUCGCGGCAUCAAUGAGCUUCGGACAGAGCAGAAGUUCUUUGACAUGACGCUGAGUGCCGGCGGCCAUGACUUCCCCUGUCACCGCACGGUCCUGGCCGCCACCAGCACUUACUUCCGCGCCAUGUUCGCCGGGAGGCUGAAGGAGAGCCAGGCGGAGCGGGUCGAGCUGCACCACGUCACCGGGCCUAUCCUCGGCCUGCUGCUGGAUUUCUGUUACACCGGGGGGGUGACUGUGACCCGGGACAACGUGGAGCCGCUGCUGCAGGCUGCCGACCUCCUGCAGUUCCCCUCGGUGAAGGACGCCUGCUGCGCCUACCUGGAGCGCCAGCUGGAUGUCAGCAACUGCCUGGAGAUCCAGGACUUCGCUGAGGCCUACGCUUGCCGAGGCCUGGCAGAGAGCACCAAGAGCUUCAUCCUGGCACACAUGGCACAGCUGGCACAAGCCCGGGAGCUGGAGCGGUUGCCAUGGCAGCGAAUGCUGGAAUACAUAAUGGAUGACCGCUUGUGUGUGGACAAAGAGGAGACUGCCUACCAGAUAAUCCUGCGCUGGGUCCGGUCCGACCUGCCCCACAGACAGCACCGCUGGCCCGAGCUUUUCCAGCAUGUCCGCCUGCCGUUCAUCCGCCGCUUCUACCUCUUGGCCCAUGUGGAGAGCGACCCCCUGGUCUAUUACAGUCCUUCAUGCCUCAGACUUAUCGGGGAAGCCCGAGCCUUCCAGUCCAGCGAGUAUGACCGCCAUGACCUGCCCUGUGAACGUAUGAGGCCCCGGCCAUCCACUGGCCUGGCGGAGAUCAUGGUGGUGGUUGGCGGGUGCGACCAGGACUGCGAUGAGCUGGUCACUGUGGACUGUUAUAACCCACACACCGGGCAGUGGAGGUACCUGGCGGAGUUCCCUGAUCACCUGGGUGGUGGCUACAGCAUCGCGGCACUGGGCAAUGACAUAUAUGUCACAGGAGGUUCUGAUGGUUCAAGACUUUAUGACUGUGUUUGGAGAUACAAUUCCAGUGUGAAUGAAUGGACGGAGGUCUCGCCGAUGCUGAAGCCCCGGGAAUACCACAGCUCUACUGUGCUGAAGGGUCUGCUCUAUGUCAUUGCCUCAGACAGCACCGAGCGCUAUGACCACACCAUUGAUUCAUGGGAAUCCUUGCGGCCGAUGUUAUACCCCAUGGAUAACUGCUCCACCACCUCCUGCCGGGGCAGACUCUAUGCUAUUGGGUCACUAGAAGGCAAGGAGACUAUGGUCAUGCAAUGCUAUGACCCAGAAACAGACUUGUGGUCACUGGUGAACUGUGGGCGUCUGCCCCCGUGGUCGUUUGCACCGAAGACUGUGACACUAAAUGGAUUAAUUUAUUUUGUCAGAGAUGAUUCAGCAGAAGUGGAUGUAUAUAGUCCGCAGGAGAAUGAAUGGAAUAAAAUCCCUCCCAUGAAGCAGGUACACGUUGGAGGGAGCCUGGCUGCUCUGGGCGGAAAACUUUACGUGUCAGGCGGUUAUGACAACACAUUUGAACUCUCUGAUGUGGUGGAGAGGUUUGACCCGAAAACAAAGGAGUGGAGCAUUGUGGGACAUCUACCCCAACCAAUGUUCUGGCACGGCAGUGUCAGCAUCUUCAGACAGUUCAUGCCAUCCACACAGUACAGCUUAGACGGAGUCACGCUGGACAACGCCAAUCACGAAAGGAACACAAUUAACCUGAACAGGCGACGGCAGACCCUGCACAACCACAACCUGAAUGAACUGCACCGACGAUAGGUCUCAAUGCAAGUCUAUUUCAUCAAGAGACCAGAUGGGCAGAGGGCCAACGGUGGGUCGGUAUGAAGAGGGGAGAAGAAUAUGGCUUUCUAUUUUAUUAACAAUACAUAUUUAUAAAUCUACAGGGUUUUUUCUUCCCCCCCCCCCCCCCAUCACACGUGAGGAUCUCCCGCAUGAAGGCUAUUCCCUCGUACAUAGUUUAUUUUUUCUAGCAAAUAAAAAGGAAAAAAAAAAGUUAAAUCCUUAAACCCUCUGCUUUAUGGCAGAUUAAUUCAUGCAUGAAUGAAGUGCACGUGUCCAUUGUGCUAGCAGAGAAGAGCAGCCAUUCUGUCAGCUGGGCCAGUAUUCACAAACCUAUCCAGCUAGGUUUACCUGCACUGACACCUGGUGGGGCCCACAAAUUGGCUGUUUUCUCUACGUACAAGGUACUGCUCUUGUAGUCAGUUGCAUACAUAAACCUUGCCACUUCAGCAAAAUUAUCUUCUGGCAAAAAUAUAGGUUGGCGCUACCCAUUACCUUCCAUAGUCAUGUACGCAUCAAGUAUAUUAGCAGCAGGUGACAAUGCUCUUCAAGGGCACCUGACGAGGGGGCUUUAUGCUUUGAAAUGCGUUGUUAGCCUAGACUAAUAAAAAUGGACACUAGCCAACAACUCAGGCAGUGACCAUUAUGAUCAUAACUAUAGUAUCUAUAAUAGGUGUUCUGCCUGUUGUUCUCUGAUCCUUUAGAACAUUAACAUUAGUUUCCAUCUUCUCUUUAGUAUUUUGCUGUUCACAUAAACUAAAAGGAAUACUCCAGGUAAGGCUACUUUCACACUAGCGUUGUUAGAAUCCGGAAAUCUGUAUGCAAACUGAUAUGUUGUUUUUCCAGAUCUGUUAGACUUAUUCAUUGAAAUACUGGAUCAGUCUUCCCGGUAUCAUCCGGAAUAACUGAUCCGGUAUUUAAUUUUUUUCAAAGCUAGAAAGAACUGCGCAUGUGUAGACUGAAUCCGGCGAAGCAGCAAUUUCCGGAAUUUUGGCCUGAAAAAAUACCUUACAAGGGAUGAAACGGAAGACAUCCUGAUGCAUACUGAACGGAUUGCUUUUCAUUCGGAAUGCAUUGGGACAAAAUGGAAGUGUUUUUUUUUUUUUCCGGUAUUGAGACCCUUUACCGGAUUUCAAUAUCGGAAAAGAAUAAUGGUAGUGUGAAAGUACCCUAAAAUUGAUACGGUGUAGGGAUUGAGAAGGCGGACCAUGAGACCCCCAGGUGUAAAAUGUAUACCGCACAAACAAAGACGGGCACUAAGGAUCUACCAGUAGUUGGCCCUUUACAAUUUAUUUGGCUAAACACUUUUGUCUAUAUUUACACCAAGUAUGGGUAGGCUUUCUUUGCGCCAAAAUUGUUGCAUUUGUUCCCCUAUUUCUCUAGCCAUGCUACUUUUAUUGAGCUAGGAAACGGACACAAGUGUGUUAGGGGCAGUGGACUAUUGUUUUUUUGCGCAUUUGCUUGACAUAAACACUUCAAACUUGGUGCAACCCUUUUAUGCCAGAAAUGUUCCAACAAAGUCCAGGUGCAGUGAUGAUGGUUAAUUACUCAAUGUCUCAGGUGCCACUAACGUUAAUACACUUCUAUGGAAAUCUAUAGGGAUGGGGUUACCAGACCAAGCAAGCCUCAUGCACCGUCCUGCAGGCAAAGUGGCCUCAGGCCUGGAAAUUGGUAUUUGAGUGCUGGAUCUGAAAGGUGGUGUUAACAUUGCAUAAGCCCUCUGGUGCAGUGUGCCCCGAUAGUGGGUGACAAGUGCAGCCACUUUGGAACCAAUGUGCCAUCCAUGAUCCCAGUCAAUAAUCAUCCCCAACCUGCGUUUCGCAUUUAAGAACGAUGAGCACUUACCACCUCACCUAGAUGGAGCGCACAUUGUAUGAGGUUGUAUGUACCCCCCCAAUCGUGUGCCAUAAGUGGAGGAGGUGAUCAAUCAUUGAGACAACUUGGCCCCUGAGUUUCUUGAAGUUCAGUCUGACAUCCUCAUUUGGGACACUAUUGCUUUUCUUAAAACCCCAUUUGUUUAAUACAAGUGAGAUAGUGACUAUAUUUGCACCCUCUAAAUAGGAGGCAACAUCAAGCACAUUAUCUCUUCAGUCAAUGAGGGCUCUUGUGGUAAUCUGUAGUCUGCAUGGUUCAGAUUGGCCACGAGGAUUAACAAUAUAUGUGCCCUCAUAUAUUAAAGGCUGUGGAUAACUUUGGGGGCAAUUUUUUCUUUUUUUUUUUCUUGUUGCUGCAUUUUGGAGGGAGGGGGAAACAUAAAAAUUGUUUAGAGUCACUCUACUUUCACCCUAUUUCAUUUAGAGAAUGGUGUAAAUGGAAUUUCAGUCAGAUUAUCAGCAUUUUUGCCGGAAUGCGGCCAAAUCUCCACUGGACCCAAUUUAUACUUAAUGGGGCUGGUAGGCAUUCCGGUUGCAUCCGGCAGUGCCAGGUCCGGAGAAUUCAUGCUGCAGGUGGAAAAGUAGCCUAACCCUGGGUUCACACCUGAGCGUUUUACAGCGCGUUCAAACGCGCUGUAAAACGCUCAAGACAUGAAAUCCAAUGCUUCCCUAUGGGAAGGGUU